AAUGAAAAAAGGAAACCUGUGCCCUCUGCCUUCUUCAAUUCACACACACCCCACCCCACUUCACAUUUGAUCGAUCAAUCAAUCAUAAAUGAAUAAUCUAAACAAACACAAUCCCAUGAUAAUAAAUUAAUUCAUCAUCACCCACAACAAUAACAACAAUUGAAAUGUCCAGACAACAUCAACAGUCAGAACCCACAAGCUCCAAUGGAGAACAACAACAACAACAACAAGUGAUGGAUUGUAGCAGUAAUCUGAAUUCAUUGUGUGAACAUAUACAAAUAGAAGGGUUGAAUAAUGGGUCUUUCUCAGAUGUUAUUGUUCAAGCCAUGGGCGACUCUUAUCGCCUUCACCGUCUCAUUUUGUCUCGCAGUUCUUAUUUCAGGAACAUGCUUCAUGGACCUUGGAAAGAUGCAAAUGCCCCAGUUUUGACAUUGCAUGUGGAUGACAACAAUGUUAAUAGAGAGGCCAUUGCUAUAGCUUUGGCAUACCUGUAUGGAAAUCACCCUAAACUUGAUGACAAUAAUGCAUUCCGUGUUCUUGCUGCUGCGUCUUUUCUUGACCUUCAGGAUUUAUGUGUAAUAUGUACUGACUUCAUUAUAUCCGAACUCUGGACUACAAACUUUUUAGCGUAUCAGGUGUUCGCAGAAGGACAAGAUUAUGGCAUGCAUGGAGAACGUGUUAGAAAUGCUUGCUGGGGUUAUCUUUGCCAAAGUGGGGCCAUGGAGUUGAAAGAAGUACUUCCAAAGCUCUCCUCCCAAACAUUGCUUGCAUUACUGACCUCUGAUGAACUGUGGGUCCCCAGUGAAGAAAAACGAUUUGAACUGGCAUUGUACACCUUCCUAGCAAAAGGUGCAAUAAGUAAGGCAGGACCUCCAGGACAAUGUGGAUCCACGGGGAAAAAUACACAUUCUGAUUCUUCUAAAGCACAGGGGAAGAAGUUGGUCUGUGGCAACAAUAAUCAAACACCAUCAUCUGAAUUAGGUCAUUUGAGUUUAAAAGAUGAAGGAGAAGGCUCUGUUACAGCUCAAACCAUUUUAGUUGAGCUAGCAGAUCGGGUUGUAGAUUCCCAGACUGGGCUAAAAGAAUCAGGAUGUGAACAGGCUAAUAUGGAAUCAAAAUGUCAAUGUAAGGCUGAACAGACUUCAGUCACUCCCCGUACUUAUGAAGUGAGCUACUCAUCCUCUUAUCAGGAGAUGCCAAUUGGUGGUGAUAUGGCGGCAAUGGAAGGGCCAUCUGAAGAGAGUCCUUGCUAUCAAUUAAAUAACAAUAACUGGCUCGCUGGGGGCCCAAGAUAUGGUAAUUGCAUGGGCUCUUCAUGUAGUGAUAUUAUAUCAAAUGAAUGGGGAAGAUGUGACAUGCCCAUGUCAUGGGGUGGCAGAAUUGUUGGUAGAAGAGAGUUGAAGACUUGUAUCAAAGGGAUUUGUGGGUUGAACAGUGAUGAAUAUGACACAUUUGUCAGUAUUUUCGAAGGAGGAUCUCUUUUAUACUGUAACAUGACUUUUGAGGCUCUUCUAAAUGUGAGGAAGCAGCUAGAAGAAUUGGGCUUCCCCUGUAAAUCUGUUAAUGAUGCUCUUUGGCUACAGACACUUUUGAGUCAACGGGUGCAUGAAAUUGGGGCAGACACCUGCAAAAAUUGCUGCCUUGUUAGUAUGGCUUGCCAAUGUAGGCCACAAUAUGGAUUUGCGAGAACGGGUUAUUACAUGCAAGAGCAUGACCAAAAUAAUGCGGUUACGGGGUUAGGAGAGGUUUAUGUUACCGAUUCUUCUCAAGGUGAAACAAAUGGACUAUUCCGUCCUGUACGAGUGCCUGCAAGGGGAACUAUUGAUGGGUUGGCAGGUAUAGGACGUGGGUCUAGUUAUGUACCUGCAACUGCAUGGCCUCCAACACGUUUUGUCUUUUCCCGUGUGCCUAUACAUAUGGGCAACAGAAAUUGUCAGCAGUCUCUUGGUAAUGAUGAUCCAGAAAAUAGAGUGGACCAUAAUGGGGAACAUGGUGGUGAUGGGUUGACUGCUUUGGUUGGGCUCAGUCAAGGGACGGGCAACACAGAUGAGGCAGAUGUCAUUGGCAGACUAGUUGGGCAUUCAACUGCAGGCCCAAGCAGCAGUAGUGUGCAGAUGAUGGAGUCUUCUGAGCAAGCUAUUGGAGUCGAAUGGGAGAAUGAAAGUAGCUCUAUAUCACUGGAUUUAAAAACCCCACUAAGUCACUUCCCUCCAUUUCGCUUUGCGGUAGAGUUCCAGGAAGUUCAUCGACACAAUGAUGGACAAGUCAAACACUCUCCAGAGUACUUUUAUGCUGGUUCGUUGUGGAAGGUAAGUGUUCAGGCCUUUAACGACGAAGAUGUUCAAGGACGUAGAACCCUUGGAUUGUUUUUACACCGUAGAAAGGCAGAGAUACCUGAGUCGUUUAGAAAGGCUCAUAUGUACGUGGAUGCUCGUGAAAAGGUUACUGCCCGCUACCAGCUAAUUUGUCCAUCAAAAAGAGAAGUAAUGGUUUUUGGGAGCUUUAAACAACCCGGAACCCUUUUACCAAAAGCUCCGAAAGGAUGGGGUUGGCGUACUGCUUUAUUAUUUGAUGAGCUUGGAGAGCUCCUACAAAACGGGGCCUUGAGAAUUGCUGCAGUCGUGCAACUUAUAUGAGGCACAUUUUCUGUGUUCUACUAGUAAAAAAAACUAACAUAAAGUAUAAUAAGCUUAAACGAGGAUAUAACCUUUAUAUUAUUUGGGAUGAACAUUUAGAUAUCAUUCCAAUACUUGCAUUAUAUUCCUUAAGAAAUUGUUACUAGUUGCUUGAUA
This is a messenger RNA of Erigeron canadensis, 2792 nucleotides long. RefSeq lists its product as uncharacterized. Bases 165 to 2636 code for a protein of 823 amino acids. The transcript is spliced from 12 exons. Gene Ontology annotation, molecular function: protein binding. The record is from RefSeq and is a predicted model, not a curated record. NCBI's taxonomy places the organism in Eukaryota, Viridiplantae, Streptophyta, Magnoliopsida, Asterales, Asteraceae.